AUGUCCAUGUUCCGAGGCAUCAUUGGAGCUGGUGAGAACGGCAUACGUCGUAGCCAAGUAGUGCACCGAAUGUACUGGCAGCGAGAUGGAGACAGACCAACAUACAUACGAGGAAGCGGUGAUAGCGCUACAUUCUUCUUGGCUGUCGCUGGAGUCCUUGGAUUGAUUGGUAUCUCAGCCACUCAUUUGUCGUCCUUGAUCAAGGGCAAAUAA
Messenger RNA from Synchytrium microbalum, 213 nucleotides. RefSeq lists its product as uncharacterized. The transcript is spliced from 3 exons. The record is from RefSeq and is a predicted model, not a curated record. NCBI's taxonomy places the organism in Eukaryota, Fungi, Chytridiomycota, Chytridiomycetes, Synchytriales, Synchytriaceae. The coding region runs from base 1 to 213 and encodes 70 amino acids.